AUGGGGACCAUAAUCUCACGAUGGAAGACAAAACCAACUACAGUGGAGCAGUUGGAGAACCUGGACAAGGAAAUUAAGGAGCUUGAAGAAUUCCGAGCAAAAAACCAGCGAUUACAAAAGUUAUGGGUGGGCCGGCUGCUCAUCUACUCGUCCGUGUUCUACCUGUUAACCUGUCUGGUGGUCUACUGCCUUUACUUGCCUGACCAAUGGCUUCACAGAUUAGCAAUGGCCCUGCCUUUCUUCGCCUACCCAGUGCUGGUGUGGUUCAUCCGGAAGUUACUGAUUUUCAUUUUCUUCAAACGCACUGAGAGGAACAGUGACAUCCUCGAAGAAUUAAAAGUCACCAAAAAAAAGAUACUAGAAGAAGUGAUGGAAACAGAAACAUACAAAAAUGCCAAAGUCAUCCUGGAACGCUUCGAUCCAGAAGCAAAGAAGAAAGCCGAGCUGGAGUCAACCCCAGUACGACCUCAGGUGACUCCCAGACCUGGACAAGACAUUCGCCAACGGGGUGUGGCCAUGAGACCGCCAGGAACCCCAGCAGCCAUGAUGAUGACUAGUCCACCUGAUGGCCAACACACCCCGGGCUCUGGGGCCACACCUGUAGCUCCAGGUGGACCACCCGAGAGAGCUGCUGUUUACCAAGUGGGAGUAGCCAGGACCCCUCGCAGCCCCAUACCAGGUGUAGGUCUACAUCCUCCUGGUCCUCCACUGGCAAGACCCAUUCUGCCUAGAGAAAGGGGAGCUUUGGACCGAGUGGUCGAGUACCUGGUGGGAGACGGACCGCAGAACAGAUACGCUUUAAUCUGUCAGCAGUGCUUUUCGCACAACGGCAUGGCCCUCAAAGAAGAGUUUCAAUACCUCGCCUUUCGCUGUGCGUAUUGCUACUUCUUGAAUCCAGCCCGCAAGACACGUCCACAGGCUCCCAGGCUGCCAGAGUUCAGUUACGAGAAACGGCUGCGCGCGGAGUCGCCGUCCCGAGCAAAGUGCUCCGGCACCGACACGGAGGGGAGUGCACCCCCCUCUGGAGCCAAGGCGCCGGCACCGUGGAGUUUGGUCCAUAGUUUCCCCGUCUGGCAGAACCCUCAGAAUCGAGCUCUGCAAAAUACAGACGAACGAGAGCUGGAUGAAGUUGUCCAAGCUCGCGCUGGAAUUGGAGAUGCUGAGAGCCAUGCCAAGGAGAAGGGGAAAGAAGAGAAGGAGGCAGAAGAGCUGGUUCAGGAAGAGGAAGUAGAUGAAGAGGAUGACGAAGCAGAGGACAACGACUCAUCCACCCAUGAACCUCAGCUGUCGUAG
This is a messenger RNA of Nerophis lumbriciformis (worm pipefish), 1293 nucleotides long. The record is from RefSeq and is a predicted model, not a curated record. NCBI's taxonomy places the organism in Eukaryota, Metazoa, Chordata, Actinopteri, Syngnathiformes, Syngnathidae.